Anastrepha ludens (Mexican fruit fly) is the source of this 2698-nucleotide messenger RNA. It is a transcript of the gene fax, whose product is annotated as failed axon connections. The record is from RefSeq and is a predicted model, not a curated record. Bases 389 to 1624 code for a protein of 411 amino acids. Gene Ontology annotation, cellular component: cytoplasm. The transcript has 5 exons. NCBI's taxonomy places the organism in Eukaryota, Metazoa, Arthropoda, Insecta, Diptera, Tephritidae.
GUGUAUUUAUACUGGUUUGGUUCGAGUCGAUCAGAGUGGUUAAUUGAAGUUGUUUCUCUUUUCUCUUUCAGUUUUGUUUGUGAUUUCGUCGGGGAAGGUGUGUGUGGUCGUGCCGAUUCUGCAUUUUGUGGCUUUAAGUGAAGUAGUACAUAAGGAUUUUUAGCUGUCUAUAUGUAUACAUAUACUUGUUUAUUCCAUUGUGUGUACACUUAGUGCUGUAACGUUAGCAGUGGAAAGCCAUUCCUUAUCCCAGAUAAAAAUUGGGAAUAUCAAGAAGUUCUUGUAGUGAAAAUUUUUUUUUGGAAAUUUUUAAAAAUUAAAAAUUUACGAAAGAAAACUUAGUAUAAACUAAAAUUAAAUAAAUAAAAUAAAAGUAAACAAAUAAAUAAUGGCAUCCGAGGUAAGUCAAGCACCACUCAUCGAAAAUAAGGUUGCUGAAGAAGCGGCGGCGGCUGCGACCAAGCCAGAAACGACAGCUACAGAAUCCGUAGCUGCUAAGGAGAACAACGCUGAAAGCAAUGGUGCCGAUACAGCGAAUGCACAGGAGAAAGGCGACGACACAAAGGCGUCGGCCGGUGAAGAUACAAAAAAAGAUGGAGACAAUGCAACUACUGCAGCAGCAGCAAACAGUAAAGCCGAACCAGCACCAAAGUUCAAUGUGCAUAAAACGAACUUUGAGAAGGAUAUAAUAUAUCUGUACCAAUUUUCCCGCACUCCUUUGCUGCCAUCGCUUUCACCAUAUUGUCUAAAAGUCGAAACCUGGCUACGUCUGGCAGGUCUCAAAUACGAGAAUGUUGACCAUAAAAUGCGUUUCCGUUCGAAGAAGGGACAAUUGCCCUUCGUUGAGUUGAACGGCGAGGAAAUCGCUGACUCAGCCAUUAUCAUCAAGGAGUUAACAGCUCGAUAUGAAAAGAAUUUGGACGCCGCUCUGACAACAGAGCAACGGAAUGUAUCAUAUGCCAUGAUUGCUAUGCUGGAGAACCAUUUAAUUUGGAUUAUAUUUUACUGGCGUGCCAAGUACCCGGACAAUGUAUUGAAAGGCUACAAAGUAAACUUGCAACACGCACUCGGCCUACGUUGGCCGAACUCUAUUUUGAAUUUUGUCUUUAAAUUCACCUUCGGCCGAAAGUGGUUCCAGGGUUCAAAAAAAUUGAAGGCUCAUGGCAUCGGCGUACACAGUCCCGAGGAGAUUGAAGAGUUCGGCAAGAACGAUUUGAAGGUGUUGAGCGAAAUGUUAGACUGCAAGCCAUUCUUCUUUGGCGAUGAGCCGACCACUUUGGAUGUAGUUGUGUUUGCAAUUUUGUCGCAGCUGCAUUAUUUGUCGAAAGACAUCUCGUAUCCGUUACGAGAUUUCAUGACCGAAAAGUGUCCCAACUUGGUGGGCCAUGUAUCACGAAUGAAGGAAAGGUGCUUCCCCGAUUGGGAUGAGAUCUGCACAAAGUUGGAUUUGAACGCUCAUAUUCCAAAGCCAGAGCCUGAAACAAAGGAGGGCAAAGAGGGCGAGCCUGAAAAAUCAAACGAACAGGAAAAUGAUUCUGACAAGAACGAGAAAGAAUUGGAAAAAGACAAGUCGAAUGAGAAGGAAAUAACAGAGGAGAAUAAGGAGAAGGAAGAUACAAAGUAAACGAUAAGUUUAGGACAACUGUAAAGGACAUGCAUUUAAGAACAAAAAUAAUCACACACACAAAAGUAUAAUACAAUAAAAUUUGAAAACCUUUUUUAUAUAUUACGAUUAGCAUAAAAUUAUAAAAGAAUUAUACAUAAAGUAUAAGAAAUUGCAAUUAGUUAAAAGCGAAAUAACUUCUGAUGAUGAAGGAUGAUUCUAACUGCUAAUUUUUGUUUAUUUUUCAUUUUCAUUUAGUUUUAAUUUUUUUACUGUAUAAUUAUAUUAUUUACUUCCGAAACAAAAAAAAACUAAAACAUAAAAAGCAAAAAAAAAGUAAAUGCAGAAACGCAUUAAGCCUAAAUGUAAUUAAGUUUAUUUUUCUAUAAUAUAUUAAUUUGUGUGCAAAUAUAAAAUAUGUAAUGAAAAAUUAUAUCGUAUGAAAAUUGUGUUUUGAAUGUUGACUAAAACAAAAACAAAACAAUUCAAAAUGCUGCUACAUGAGUUAUAAGUUCUUAUCAGAAUCAAACAAAUCAUUGUGAAAAAGAAAAACUAAAGAAUAAAAAACCAAAAUACUCAAAAUUUGAAAUACGUCAAACAUUACAUGCGUUACAUACAUCCAUAAAUACAACACUGCGUAUCAUACAUUCGAGCGAACAAAAAUACAUACAUAAAAAGAAACUUAAAAACCCAUUUGCACACCGCAUACAUUAUUGCGUACAUACAGGCAUUCAUCAAAUGCACCCACAUAAACGCGCAUACACACAUACACAUACAUAUGCAUACACGAGAAUGCAAAUUGUUAGCACUAUUGGCUUUAUUUUUGUUUUUGCUCAUCGUAUUUAUUUCAAUACGCAUACAUACACAAAUAAGUCUAAACCCAAACAUACAUAAUUGCAACUAAAUCAUUCGCAUAUAGAUAUAUAGACUUAUAUAUAUAUAAAUAUAUGUAACAUCAACAAGAUCAAGUAUAAAUUGAAGAGUACACCGAUAAACAACAAACAAAAACAAAACAAAUUUAAAUUAAAUAAUAAAGAAAAUGAAAUAAAUAAUAAAAACAAAACAAAACAAAAACAAAAAAAAAAAAAAGAAUAA